Aspergillus aculeatinus CBS 121060 is the source of this 1938-nucleotide messenger RNA. RefSeq names its product MFS transporter. NCBI's taxonomy places the organism in Eukaryota, Fungi, Ascomycota, Eurotiomycetes, Eurotiales, Aspergillaceae. Gene Ontology annotation, molecular function: spermidine transmembrane transporter activity; spermine transmembrane transporter activity. Gene Ontology annotation, biological process: spermine transport; spermidine transport; transmembrane transport. The transcript has 2 exons. The record is from RefSeq and is a predicted model, not a curated record. Bases 1 to 1761 code for a protein of 586 amino acids. Gene Ontology annotation, cellular component: membrane.
AUGAAGUGCGAAAGUGAGGGCAUGAACAACCUCCAAGAUGACCGACCAAUGGAUUGGCAUGGACCGGACGACCCCGACAACCCACGAAACUUCUCACUCGGCAUGAAGCUACUGGGCAUCUCUAGUGUGACCUUGUUAGCGUUCGUGAGUGCCUUUGCGGGUGCGAUCUAUGCACCGGCGCAGGAGGAAGUGAUGAAGGCGAUGGGGUGCAGCUCCGAGGUGGCCAUGCUACCUCUCUCUUUGAACAAUCUUGGAAUGGCAUUCGGGCCGAUCAUCGGGGCUCCUCUGUCCGAGAAAUAUGGGCGCAAAGCCGUCUAUCUCGCGACCACCCCUAUAUUCAUUCUGUUCAUGGUGGGCGCCGCCGUGUCCCAAACGAUCUCGGGCCUGAUUCUGUGUCGGUUCUUCGCGGCGAUAUUUGGCUCUCCCAACAUCAGCAACGCUUCGGCAACAAUCCUAGAUUAUACACAUGACACGGAUCGCGGCUCUGUCCUCGCGGUCUACUAUGCCAUUCCGACUCUGGCGGCGACUGUGGCCCCCCUCGCGGGAGGCUUCGUGAUGAUCCAAACUGACGACUGGAGAUGGACCCAAUGGGUCCCCAUCAUUCUGGCCGGAGUGCUCUACUGCUCCGUAUUAUUCACCAAGGAGACGUACAAGGCAGUGAUCCUGCGACGUCGCGCCAACCGAUUGGGCGUGGAGAGUGGCGCAUCGCGCAAGACCACGGCAGGCCAAGACGUCCAACACUUCAUUGUCGUCCUUUUCCUGCGACCGAUGCACAUGCUCUUCACCGAACCGAUCGUAUCCCUGGUUAGCCUGUACAACGGCCUGCUGUUCGGACUCCUCUAUGCAUUUGUGACCUCGAUCUCCUGGGUCUUUUCCCACUACUACGGCUUCGGUCGAACGGGCCAGGCGCUUUCGUACCUCGGGGUGACCAUCGGAAAUUUGAUCGCCUGCGUUCCCCAGGUUCUGAUCGACCGGUUCUACUUCCAGCCCCGGCUACGUGCAUGGAAGCAGACGCAUGGGUCGGACGCUCGCAUGCCUCCCGAGGCUCGGUUGGUCUCGGCGAUGAUAGGCAGUGUGCUCCUGCCCGCGGCGCUGCUGAUCCUCAGCUGGACUGCCAACUUCCGCGUUCACUGGAUUGUCCCCAUCAUCUUCCAGGGCCUUUCGAUGUUCAGUUGCUUGCUGAUAUAUACCGGCGCGGGACUCUUCAUGCUGGACACCUACGGACCCCUGUAUGGUGCGUCGGCCUCCGGGGCGAUGAUGUUCAGCCGAUACUUCUUGAGCUGCGCCUUUCCUCUGUUCACUCUGCAGAUGUUUGAGGCCCUGGGGGUGGGCUGGGCUACCACUCUCCUGGCUCUGUUGACGCUUCUCCUGGCCCCAAUUCCGUGGAUCUUCUGGGUGUACGGGCCGCGGAUUCGCAAGGCGAGCAAAUACGAGACCACGUCGAACAAUCUCACCGACACUCGGUACCGAGUCCACGUCCUCCUCCACGAUCCCGAAAACCUCUACGCCUCCGACUCGCAGAAGCGGCUCGACAAGGUUUCCGACCUAUCCUACUUCGGGGAACCAUACUUUACGUCUGAGGAAGCAACCACAAUCAAGAAUACUAUGAUCGAAGGCCAAACAGUCGAGCAUCUCAUCGAGGAACGUCUGAGGGAGAGGUUGGAGCGCCGCAACAAGAAACGCACCGGGAGUGGAGAUUCCCACUGUGUGCGGCUCAGGACAGAGCUCCAAUUCUUGGGAGCCUGCUGGGCAUUGAUCUGAAGAUGCUCAGUAAGCAUUAGCAGUUCGGUCGAUUGAAUGAAAGAAAGGGACUGAAUUUGGAAGGGGACAGCUGGAGGGGACUGGAGAAGAGAUCGUUUGCCCCGCGGAGGAGAAGAAAGUGGCAAAUGAUUUUGUCGACUGUGGGAUGAAGGUCGCUUGUCGCAAGGGGGAAGCCUG